Messenger RNA from Pogona vitticeps (central bearded dragon), 1699 nucleotides. It is a transcript of the gene LGALS12, whose product is annotated as galectin 12. Gene Ontology annotation, molecular function: carbohydrate binding. Gene Ontology annotation, cellular component: cytoplasm. NCBI's taxonomy places the organism in Eukaryota, Metazoa, Chordata, Lepidosauria, Squamata, Agamidae. The record is from RefSeq and is a predicted model, not a curated record.
GGCCGUCCAUCACUGGGGGGGGGGAUGAUGGACUUUGGGGGGGGCAUCUCCGUCCCUUCCACUUAUGGGGUGGCCCUUCCUUUCUCCUAACAGUCUGUUCCUUCUCCCGAGCUGUCCGUGUCGGUGGCCUUCUCUACGUCUUGUGGCAGAGAGUCCCAUGGCUAAACCCUCACCAACCCCCGUUUAGUCCCAGCCUCUGUUUCACUCACACCCCUUCACCCACCCACCCCACUUGGAGAGAAGCGAGGGGGGGAAGGACAGUUAGCCACAAAAUGGCGAGUCCUGGGUUCCAAUCCCUGCUCAUCAAUGAGGCUCACCGCUCUACUGAAGAAGGACGGCCGUUCACUCACUGCCUCCCUCGCCACGACCUGCCUCGUGUCGCCUAUUCCUGCAGUUGUGUGGUGUUCCAGGUGGACUUCCAGGUGGGUUGCAGUGUCAGCCCCCGGGCAGACAUCGGCCUGCACUUCAACCCCCGUUUCCGACCACGUCCUCACGUGAUCUGCAACUCCCUGGUCCACGGCCACUGGAUGGAAGAGACAAAACUCCCCCACUUGCCCCUGAAGAGAGGGGACCGCUUCGAGCUCCUCUUUCUCUUGGAAGAAGACCACGUGAAGGUGAGCGUGAAUGGGAAGCAUUACGCCCAGCACCCUUUCAAGGUCCCGCUGGCCCAGAUGGACACCCUGGGAGUUUCCGGAGACAUCUUUGUGAAAACGAUCGCCUUCCUUCCCAACAGUCCGUUUGCUACCAGCCGGGCUGGAGAUGCUGUUGCCAAGCCUCUGCUUCUGCGCAGUCCUGACCUGGAGGUGCCUCUGUCCCGCACACUUCCCGAGGGCUUCAGGCCAGGAGACAGCAUGACCGUGCGAGGGUUGGUGUGUCCGGACCCCCAAGAGCUCCAGAUCAGCUUGAAAACGCUGGACCCUUCCUGCUCCCUCUGGUGCUUCCACGUUUCCUUCACGGACAGGAGAAUAUUAUGGGGCUCAGACACAGAGGAAGGCCACAGUUCUGGGGCAGUGCUGGCCCCUUGCUUCCCCUUCCACCCCCAGCGGUACUUUGAGCUGCUCUUCCUGCGCCAAGAGGACCAGGUGAAGGUGGCCCUGAAUGGGACGCCCUUUGGACAGAGGCCGUUCCCUCAGCACCUCGCCCACUCGGCCCUGGAGCUGACCGUCGAGGGCAGCCUCGUGCUUUAUGGGGUCCAGAACUCUUCCCAGACAAGCCAAGAGGCAGAUGCCUGAAGCCACCCACCAGGAACUGCUUCCCCUCUUUGGGAAGAAACAGAGGGACACACACAUACACACCAAGAUGUUGGGGGGGGGUCGAGGAGAGGACAGGCCAGGUUUGAACAUCUGCACGGGUGAAAGACCGACCCCCUCCGUCAAGACCCGGAGUUUAGGGGAAGGGCUGGGCUGACACCCCCUCACUUCUCACACGCAGGGAUAGGGUUAGUGCCAGGGAAGCCUGGAAAUAUCUCCCACCUGUUAUAGCCAAGAGCAGUAAAACUAUAUACAAAGCCAGAUAUGGAAAUGUCCAGAUAUCUAACUCUGAAUAUUUACACAUCCCUUUCUGGAUAUGCAAAUCUACCUGGACCAUCUGUUGCCUCGAAGGAACCACAGGAGUUCAGCCUGUUGCAUAUUUCUGCUGCGUGUGUGUACGUCACACUCGUUGGCCUCCAAAAGCAUUAAUAAAAUCUUCAAGUCUAGAA